Rangifer tarandus platyrhynchus (Svalbard reindeer) is the source of this 588-nucleotide messenger RNA. NCBI's taxonomy places the organism in Eukaryota, Metazoa, Chordata, Mammalia, Artiodactyla, Cervidae. The record is from the annotation of a GenBank genome assembly.
AUGCGUGAGCAAGCGGAGAGCAUCGUGAUGGAGACAGAGAAGGAAGGGAGAGCAGACAUGAAGGCCAGAAGGGCAGGCUCGCCCAGCUGCGGGCACCGGGAAAGGGCGGGGAACGUGCGGAGCGCUCCAAGGCACGGGGCCACAGUCGGGAGACCCGAACGGCUAUGCCGGACACUUCCCUGUGCCCGAAGCACCACGCCUUUAAGCCGGAAGAGCCCUGACACAGAGACGUAUGCCAAGUCUGCGGAAGGGCUGAAGGCAGCCUGGGGGUCGUCGCCAGAGACCCGCUGGGGAGGCGCGCCAGGCAGUGUGCAGCCCUUCGGCCGGCUGACCGUCUGCAAAGAGGGGCUCCCAGCAGCUGGCUUGGCUCCCAGUCCACCUUCCAAGCCUCUCCCGCCCUCUGCAGUUCCUGUCUGUGGCCGCAUCACCCGUCUGGACUGGUUCCUAACCCCCCGGCUUCUGGCAGCCUGGCCCGACUCCAGUUUCCGAUUCGUCUGCGUGAACCGUGACCAGGUCAGGUGGGCAGAGACGACCGAGGUGGCAAUGCAGGCAGUGUUCCCGAUGUGGGGCACGGGCUCCCAGACCUAG